CAUGUAGAUUAGAGUGAAAAUGCUACAACUAAUUAGAAUGAUGCGAUGGAUGACUUUUGUAAUUUUAUUGCUGGUUGGGGAGCUGGAAUUGUCGGGCUUGUGGUUGGGCAUCCAAUGGAUACAGUUAAAACCAACCAGCAAAUGAUGAGCACCAAAAUAUCGAACUCUCAGAUAGCUUUAGAUAUUCUUGGAAAGGAAGGGGUUCAUGGACUCUAUAGAGGGAUGCUUUUUCCACUCCUGUGCUCUGGAACUAUGAAUGCAGUAUUUUUUGGAAUCUACGGAUAUUGCUUGCGGAAUUUGCAGGAAUUACGAGGUCACCGUGCCAGUUUGAACAUGCCCACUACUUCCAACUGGUAUCUGGAUACAUUCAUAGGGGGUUGCAUAGGUGGACUUGGUCAAGUUAUCGUAUCGUGUCCCAGUGACGUUGUCAAAGUUCGACUUCAAUCUGGAAAAGUUAUCUAAUUUAUUUACAUCGUAUU
Messenger RNA from Diprion similis, 479 nucleotides. RefSeq names its product solute carrier family 25 member 45-like. Lineage: Eukaryota; Metazoa; Arthropoda; Insecta; Hymenoptera; Diprionidae. Gene Ontology annotation, molecular function: high-affinity L-arginine transmembrane transporter activity. The record is from RefSeq and is a predicted model, not a curated record. Gene Ontology annotation, biological process: mitochondrial L-ornithine transmembrane transport. Gene Ontology annotation, cellular component: mitochondrion. The transcript has 3 exons. Bases 46 to 462 code for a protein of 138 amino acids.